Messenger RNA from Aspergillus tanneri, 960 nucleotides. Its product is annotated as putative FHA domain protein SNIP1. Gene Ontology annotation, biological process: maintenance of RNA location; mRNA splicing, via spliceosome. The coding region runs from base 1 to 960 and encodes 319 amino acids. The record is from RefSeq and is a predicted model, not a curated record. NCBI's taxonomy places the organism in Eukaryota, Fungi, Ascomycota, Eurotiomycetes, Eurotiales, Aspergillaceae. Gene Ontology annotation, cellular component: nucleus. The transcript has a single exon. Gene Ontology annotation, molecular function: protein binding; mRNA binding.
AUGGCUGGCUCCCACGAUGACCACCGUAACCGACGGCGUGCGAAUGAUGACGGAAUUGGGAGCCACUCUGGACGUCGCGAUGAUUAUCGGAGCUCGCGCACAGAUAGCUCCAGGAGACAGUCGUCUCGCAGUCCGUCCAGCCGGAGUAGCCACCACAGAGGCUAUGAUCGUCGCCGCGGAGAACGGAGGGAUCGUGAUAGGAUCCCUGGCGACGAUGAUCGAAGAAGAGGCCAUCAUCAUUCCCCCGACGACCGUCGACACCGACGCCAUCGCGACCGAGAUACAUACGACGAGAAAGAGAAACCCUCUCGGAGAUAUCGAAGCAAAUCACGCUCUCGUUCCCCAAUGAGACGCUCACGAAGUCCCCGGUCCCGCGAGUUGCAGCGCUCUAAAGACUCCCUUCCGUCUCAACAAGAUGCAUACAAGUCGUCCGAAGUCUCACGAACUGGAGACUCGUCGGCGCCGGCUCCUGAGAAGGAGAAGCCGAAUUUCGGGAACACUGGGCGCCUGGCGGCAGAGAGCAACACCGUGACAGUCAACGGGGAAUCUGUCGUGCUCAAGUAUCAUGAACCUCCCGAGGCGCGCAAACCCCCAGCCAAAGAACCGUGGCGGCUCUACGUUUUCAAGGGUGAGGACCUCCUUGAGAUGGUGGAACUAAAAGAGCGCAGCUGCUGGCUGAUCGGGCGAGACCGAUUGGUGGUGGAUUUUCCCUUGGAUCAUCCCAGUUGCUCUAAACAACAUGCGACUCUACAAUUUCGGUUUGUCGACAAGCGCAAUGAAUACGGGGAUCGCAUCGGCAAAGUGAAGCCUUAUCUGAUUGACCUAGAGAGUGCCAACGGGUCCAGUGUGAACGGAGAUUCCAUUCCGGCUGGACGAUAUGUCGAAUUACGAGACAAGGACGUGCUUAAAUUCGGUCUGAGCAGUCGAGAAUACGUCCUCAUGCUCCCUCCUCCGGAGUAA